UGUUCACAAAAACUGAAAAAAAUAAAUAUUAAAACGUGAGUUGAUUUUUUCCAAAGAAUUUUUGGAUUUUUCUCACAUUUUUGGGACUUGAUUUGAGUUUUUCGUCAUGUCUAUGUUCCCUGUUCCUCCGGGAGCUCACGAACCAGAGCCGAAACGUGACUUUACGUUCUUCGAAAAGAAAGAAUUGGACGAUUUAGCGAAGCAUUUUAUUGGAAACAAUCAACGAUUUCGUGAGAAUAUAAUCCUCCCACAGACACUAAUUCAGUACAAAAUCAAGACAAAUGAGGAGAAAAUGGUUGAUGCUGCCUUUGAAUCGUGCACUUUCAAGUCCAUGAUGAGUUGCGUCGUUGGUUAUGGGCUUGGAGCGGCAAUUGGAUUGUUCUCGUCUUCCGUGAGUCCGAAUAUGGCAGAUCCGCACGCACUUGAGAAGAGCAAAUCAGUCGGCACGGAGAUUUUACGCGAAAUGAGAGGUUCCAUGCAUUCGUACGGCAAAAAUUUCGCCGUUAUUGGUAUGGUUUUUUCGGCGAUCGAGUGUGUCAUUGAAUCGAAACGAGGCGUGACGGAUUGGAAAAAUGGAACGUACGCCGGCGGAGUGACGGGAGGAUUGAUUGGCUUGCGAGCUGGCGUGAAAGCGGGACUCUUUGGAGCAGCAGGCUUUGCAGCAUUCUCAACCGUGAUCGAUUAUUACAUGAGACAUCGAUGAGCGGCAUAAAUAUUUUAAGUGUUAGAUGAUAGAAAUUUAAAAUAAAAAAAUUAUAGAAAAUUUAU
Culicoides brevitarsis is the source of this 768-nucleotide messenger RNA. RefSeq names its product mitochondrial import inner membrane translocase subunit Tim22. Gene Ontology annotation, cellular component: TIM22 mitochondrial import inner membrane insertion complex. The record is from RefSeq and is a predicted model, not a curated record. Gene Ontology annotation, biological process: protein insertion into mitochondrial inner membrane. Gene Ontology annotation, molecular function: transmembrane protein transporter activity. NCBI's taxonomy places the organism in Eukaryota, Metazoa, Arthropoda, Insecta, Diptera, Ceratopogonidae.